GAAUGCCUUCCCUUUCAUACCCUCAUCAGCAAACUUUGGAAACUAUACUCCUCUCUGUGGGACAGGGGCAUGCCCAGAUGAAGAUCUGCCUGAGGCAUUCAGUGCCCACAGGGGAGCCCACACCUCCUGCUUAGAAAGCUUCACCCUCCUCCUGACCAGCAACUGAAGAAGGGUAUUCCAAGCAGUGGCCUGAUCUCUGCCUUGACCUAGAACAGGAUGAGGAGAGCAGUCCAGGCCCCUCUGGAGGGUUCAGCCUCCAAGUGGUGCUGAAGACACAACAAGGGGUGGGGAUCCUUGAGGGCAGGGGCGGAGCAAAGUAGGUGAUAUCUAGUCCAGCGCCUAGAGCCUAAAACUCCCAGAGCCUCUUCCAUACACAUCUCCCCAUGGACCGCACCGUGGUGCUCAUCACCGGCUGUUCCUCCGGCAUUGGCUUGCACCUGGCCCUGCGUCUGGCGUCAGACCCCUCCCAUAGCUUCAAAGUGUAUGCCACGCUCCGGGACCUGAGCACGCAGGGCCCGCUGUGGGAGGCAGCCCAAUCCCAAGGGUGCCCUCCUGGCUCCCUGGAGACGUUGCAGCUGGAUGUGCAGGACGCAGAUUCUGUGGCUGCAGCCUGGGCACGUGUGACCGAGGGCCGCGUGGAUGUGCUGGUGUGUAACGCGGGCCGGGGCCUGCUCGGGCCGCUGGAGGAGCACUCAGAGGAUGAUGUGGGCUCUGUGCUGGAUGUGAACGUGGUUGGGACUGUGAGGAUGCUCCAGGCCUUCCUACCAGACAUGAAGCGCCGCCGCUCAGGACGCAUAUUAGUGACAGGGAGCAUGGGAGGCUUGAUGGGGCUGCCUUUCAAUGCUGUUUACUGCGCUAGCAAGUUCGCCAUCGAAGGUUUAUGCGAGAGUCUGGCGGUUCUGCUGCUGCCCUUUGGAGUCCACUUGAGCCUCAUCGAGUGCGGCCCGGUGCGCACUGCGUUCCAGGAGAAGGUGCAGCACGGCCCUGGCGUGGCCCUGGACGGCGUGGACACCCAGACCCGCGACCUCUUUUCCCACUUCCAGCGCCACUUGGAGCAGGUCUUCUGCAGGACGGCGCAGGACCCAGAGGAUGUGACAGAGGUCUUCCUCACCGCGCUGCGAGCCCCGCGGCCAGCCCUGCGCUACUAUAGCUCCGAUCGCCUCCUGCCCCUGGUGCAGCUGCGCCUAACCGACCCCAGCGGCUGCAGCUACGUCGCGGCCAUGCACAGAGCAGUGUUCAGUGACGAGCCCGUCGAGAGUCCGGACAGCGCCCCGAAGGAGUCGGGAUCUGGAGAACUAGCGGGCCCUGAGCUUGACACUCCUCCCGGCGCCCCUCAAUAAAGGCUUAGUUCCGUGCGGUCUCCCUCAACGUCCUUUGUGUCCUCGGGGUGUGCUGUUCUGGGGGAUGGAACGGGACUCCUGACUACUGCACAGGCAGGUGCUGUGGGUGAGCAACUAGGAAAGAUCUCGUUAACCCAGGUUACACCUACGCAGAAACCUCCCAGAAAGGGGGAGGAGCAAGCCAGGGUCUUCCCUCAAGCCCAACGCCCUUAUCUGCAGCAGUGGGAGUUAGGCGGGAGUUAGGCGGACUUAAAUGGAGGGAGAGUCAGGUUGUGCCUUGGCCCCCACUAGUCAUGGGACUUCAGACUCUCUGAGUCUGUUUUCUUAUCUGUAAAAUGGGUAUAAUCUUUGUCAGGGAUCAUAGUACGGAUUAAUUGAGAUAAUGCCUGAAAUGCUGGUGUAGCAUUAAUAGCACAGCUAUCAUUAUUACUACUAGUGGUAUUACUAGUAUUGUAAUUGAAUUUUCAUGCGGUAGCCAGAUGUGUAAAGAAGAUACAAGGCCAAAUGUAUUAAAAGGAGACAACCUCAUUCACCCUCCUCCUUGCCCCCUUGCCCUAGACAAAACUAGUGGGAGAUGUAAAAAAAAAAAACAAAACACACACACACACACCUCUGUGGGAGGGAUCCCACCAGCCCAGAAACUGCUUCUCAUCAGAAGGUUUAGCCAAGGCUUCAACCUGGCCGGUUUGUCCAGUAGCCUGUCCUCCUUCCUGAAGCCUGCCAAAGGAGCUGGAGCGGCAGGAGCCACUGAAAGGGCCCUGCAGGGCUGGGUGCUGGGGAGGGGUGGAGAACUGGUAGAAACUAGGUGAGAAGGUUGCAGGCAGAGAAAAGGGGAGGAGUGCCCUGAAGGGGACGAUAUUGAGGGAGGGACUGAAAGAGGGACAGGGAGGACCAGGGUCAUGGCUGCUGAGAGCCUAGAAAUGGGAAGAGAGAAGAACCUACUGGGGUUCUUGAGGGCUUUGUGUGGGAUCUUAGGGGAAGGAGGCACUGCAUCCUGACCUGAACCCACAUCCAGAUAAUGGUCUGCUCUGGACCUUUAGACUGUCUGCUGCUUCUGCUCUGGGGGAAAGUUCAAGAAGGGAUCUCAAUCGUACCAUACCUACCUAUCUCCCCGCCCCUCUGGCCCAGAUUGCUCUGCUGUCCCUGCAGCAUCCGGGAAGGCUGCAGGAAUGGGACAAGGCCAAGAUGGCACACAUCCCUGAGGUGUGGGAACUGCUCUCUUUGCACUUGUGAGUGUGUGUAUGCACUUACAAGGUCACCCCUGGGGGAACAUGAUGAUGAGAAAGGAAGCGUGUGACCGCUCUCUCAAUACAUUCAUACUCUUAAUAAUCUCAUGCAGCCCUGUAGCCAAGCUCCCUGUGAUUUUAAUGCCCCCAGUAUUUUUGGCAAUUAGAACUGAAUAAUUUAAUUCUUAAUUAGGCCUUUGUUUAGCUGUUAACUGCUCUUCCUGCUCAACUCCCUUCCUUCUCAGGAAUGUCUUCAGGAAUGUAGUCAUAAAUUGCUGAUAUUGUAUCUCUGUCCAACAGGAGGAGAUCACUUCAAGAUCCAGAAGAGAAUUAAUGCGUCAGUUGAAGACACAAGGAAAGACUGUCUUCAAGGUAGCUGUGACCAACUGCUGAAACCCAGGAGCCUGAUGCAAAAAAAAGUGUUAUUGGAGACUGAAGAAACACAGACUUCUCUCUCAGUUCCCUGAAACUGCCUCUCCUUUACUCCCUAGCCACAUAAAAACUCCCACUUUUGCAUUUUGAGGGGGAUGGAUUUGAGAGAUCUUGCUCUCGGGGCCUCUCACUUGGGCCAAAUCAAAUAAACCUUUCUGUAUCUCCAAG
Pteropus alecto (black flying fox) is the source of this 3166-nucleotide messenger RNA. RefSeq names its product hydroxysteroid 17-beta dehydrogenase 1 (gene HSD17B1). Lineage: Eukaryota; Metazoa; Chordata; Mammalia; Chiroptera; Pteropodidae. The coding region runs from base 384 to 1340 and encodes 318 amino acids. Gene Ontology annotation, biological process: estrogen biosynthetic process. Gene Ontology annotation, molecular function: estradiol 17-beta-dehydrogenase [NAD(P)+] activity. The transcript is spliced from 6 exons. Gene Ontology annotation, cellular component: cytoplasm. The record is from RefSeq and is a predicted model, not a curated record.